Messenger RNA from Tyto alba (common barn owl), 9661 nucleotides. It is a transcript of the gene SCUBE1, whose product is annotated as signal peptide, CUB domain and EGF like domain containing 1. Gene Ontology annotation, biological process: signal transduction. NCBI's taxonomy places the organism in Eukaryota, Metazoa, Chordata, Aves, Strigiformes, Tytonidae. The coding region runs from base 18 to 3071 and encodes 1017 amino acids. The record is from RefSeq and is a predicted model, not a curated record. The transcript has 23 exons. Gene Ontology annotation, molecular function: calcium ion binding. Gene Ontology annotation, cellular component: cell surface.
GGGAUCGCAUCAUUAUCAUGGGCACUGUUUGCUUUUCGCGGCGCUGCUGUUUGCUUUUCGCUCUCGCCUGGGCCGGCAGGUUGGCGGGAGGCAGCGGGGGCGCAGAUGUUGACGAGUGCGCAGAAGCUACGGAUGACUGUCACAUCGAUGCAAUUUGCCAGAACACACCAAAAUCCUACAAAUGCAUCUGCAAGCCAGGCUAUAAAGGCGAAGGAAAACAAUGUGAAGAUAUCGAUGAGUGUGAAAAUGACUUCUACAAUGGGGGUUGUGUCCAUGAGUGUAUCAACAUUCCGGGCAACUACAGGUGUACAUGCUAUGAUGGGUUCAUGUUAGCGCAUGAUGGCCACAACUGUCUUGAUGUUGAUGAGUGUCAGGAUAACAAUGGAGGGUGCCAGCAGAUUUGUGUAAAUACUAUGGGCAGCUAUGAAUGUCAAUGCAAAGAGGGCUUUUUUCUGAGUGAUAACCAGCAUACCUGCAUUCAUCGCUCCAUUGAGGGUAUGAACUGUAUGAACAAAGAUCAUGGGUGUGCACACAUCUGCCGGGAGACACCCAAAGGUGGGGUUGCCUGUGAAUGUAGGCCUGGCUUUGAACUUGCCAAAAACCAGAAGGACUGCAAAUUAACCUGUAACUAUGGGAAUGGAGGCUGCCAACACACCUGUGAUGACACAGAUACUGGUCCUGUGUGUGGUUGUCAUCAGAAGUAUGCCCUACAUUCAGAUGGCCGAACCUGCAUUGAGAAGGAUGAGGCUGCAAUUGAGAGUUCUGAGUACAAUGCCACGUCAGUAGCUGAUGUGGACAAGCGGGUGAAACGGCGGCUACUUAUGGAAACAUGUGCUGUCAAUAAUGGAGGCUGUGAUCGGACUUGCAAGGAUACUGCGACAGGGGUACGAUGCAGUUGCCCAGUUGGAUUUACCCUGCAGCCUGAUGGGAAAACGUGCAAAGACAUUGAUGAGUGCUUGGUAAACAAUGGUGGCUGUGACCAUUUCUGCCGAAACACGGUUGGCAGCUUUGAGUGCAGCUGCCAGAAAGGCUAUAAACUGCUCACAGAUGAACGGACCUGCCAAGAUAUAGAUGAGUGUUCCUUCGAAAGGACCUGUGAUCACACCUGUAUCAACUAUCCUGGAAGCUUUGAAUGUCUCUGUCAUAAAGGCUACACAUUGUAUGGACUGACGCACUGUGGAGAUAUUGAUGAAUGCAGCAUCAGCAAUGGUAGCUGUGACUAUGGGUGUCUUAAUACAAUGGGGAGCUAUGAGUGUGUCUGUCCACCUGGAAAGAAACUGCACUGGAAUAAAAAGGACUGUGUUGAGAUGGUGAAAUGUCUCCCGAAUGCCAAACCAACUCCCAAGGCUCAGCUAGUGUGUAGUAAGACAGCAGGCAUAGAGAGCUGCUUCCUGUCAUGCCCAUCCAAUACUCUUUUUGUUCCAGAUUCGGAGAACAGCUACACGCUGAGCUGUGGAGUUCCUGCCCAGCAAGGCAAGGCCCUGCAGAAACGCAACGCCACCCUGCCCAGCUGUGCAGAUUCAUUAGCCCCUCCAAUCAAGCAGAAAGCUCGUUUUAAAAUUAAAGAUGCAAAGUGCCAUUUACGGCCUCGCAGCAAAGAAAAAACAAAAGACUCUGGGAAGCAAGCUGGUUUAGGUCAAUUCCCUUGUACAGACAACUGCCAGGUGACCUUUGUGAAUCUCAAGUGCGAUUCCUCCAAGAAAAAACGCCGAGGCCGCAAGUCACCAUCAAAAGAAGUAUCCCAUAUCACUGCAGAGUUUGAAGUGGAGAUGAAGUCAGAAGAAGUCUCAGACACCUGUAACAUUGACUGUGUUCGGAAAAGGAUGGAGCAGAAGCUGCAAACUGCAAUCAAAACAUUGAGGAAAUCUAUUAAUAAACAGCAAUUUUACAUUCAGUUUUCUGGGACAGAAUAUGAAGUGGCUCAGAAGCCAGCUAAAGCUACUGAAGGGCAUGAAGCUUGCAGUACAGGGCAAGUGCUGCAGGAUGGAAAAUGUGUUACCUGCAGCACGGGCACCUUUUAUAGCGGAGAACAUAAUCAGUGCGUUCCUUGCUCACCAGGAACAUACCAAGACACAGAAGGUCAGCUUACCUGUGAGCCUUGCCCAAGUAACGAUGGACAGGGAGUAGCAGGCGCCCGGAAUGUGUCAGAAUGUGGAGGGCAGUGUUCUCCUGGGCACUAUUCUUCAGAUGGUUUUAAACCUUGUAGAGUCUGUCCUCUUGGUACGUACCAGCCUGAACCAGGAAGGACCCUCUGCUUUCCAUGUGGCGGUGGGCUUGUGACCAAGUAUGAAGGUGCUGUUUCCUUUCAAGACUGCGAAACCAAAGUUCAUUGUUCUCCUGGACACUACUACAACUCCACAACACACAGAUGUAUCCGAUGCCCUGUGGGAACAUACCAGCCUGAGUUUGGUCAAAACUACUGCAUCACCUGCCCUGGGAACACAAGUACAGACUUUGAUGGCUCCACUAAUGUUACACACUGCAAAAACCAGCACUGUGGAGGAGAACUUGGGGAUUAUACUGGCUACAUUGAAUCACCCAACUAUCCUGGAGACUACCCAGCUAAUGUUGAAUGCAUUUGGAAUAUAAAUCCACCCCCAAAGAGGAGAAUACUCAUCGUCGUACCUGAGAUAUUUCUCCCAAUUGAAGAUGAAUGUGGUGAUGUUUUAGUCAUGAGAAAAAGUGCUUCUCCUACUUCAAUUACUACGUAUGAAACAUGUCAGACUUACGAGAGACCUAUUGCAUUUACCUCAAGAUCAAGGAAGCUCUGGAUUCAGUUCAAGUCUAAUGAAGGAAACAGCGGCAAAGGAUUUCAGGUCCCCUAUGUGACUUACGAUGAGGAUUAUCAACAGCUAAUAGAAGACAUUGUUCGAGAUGGACGACUAUAUGCAUCAGAAAAUCAUCAAGAAAUUCUAAAGGACAAGAAACUGAUUAAAGCUCUCUUUGAUGUACUGGCACACCCACAAAAUUAUUUCAAGUACACAGCACAAGAGUCAAAAGAGAUGUUUCCAAGAUCAUUUAUAAAGCUACUGCGAUCAAAAGUUUCCAGAUUUCUACGACCAUACAAAUAGUCUAUUGGUAUUCAAUUUUCAGUUACUUUGAAUUCCUGUCAAAUAUUGUCUUUCCUCCAUAGUAGAAACAUUUGCUAAUUUGAAGUCUCUUUUUUGCAGACUUUGUUUUCAGUUGUAUAUUGAAGAAUACCUAUAAUGUUUUAUAAUCGUUAAAGCCAAUGUUCUGAAUGGGAUUUUUACUACAAAAAAAAUGUGCACCCCUGAGUGCAUCUAGCUGAAGAUUCAAAUUUGUGUCUGCACUAGUGUAUCUUCACUUUCCAUCUGAAAUUACAUUAUGUAGAAAAUAUUCUUUUUAGCUUUAUAUUUUUCAUGAACAAUAACUUUCGUCAAAGCAAAGAAGGAAUCUAUUCAAAUCUGAUUAAACUACCUGCAGAUGACAAGUUCUGUUGUAGAAAGAAGUAUGUAGUAUAAAUAAUAUUUGGAUUUUGAAUUGCACUUGAAGUUUAUAUUUGAAUCUUUAGAAGAAAACAAAACAAUCUAAAUUUUGUUAUUUGUCAUUUGUGGCUUAGUGGAGCCUCUGUCCAAGUAGAAAUCAAAAGGGAGAAAAAGAAGAAAGAAAAAAAGAAACAGAUGUAUAAUUUUGUUUUAUGAAUUACGUGAGAUUGAGUCCCAUGCCCUAAUGUCCUAAUGUUUUUAUCUGUCCUCUUCUAAACUUCUUCAGAGGUUUUCCACUGUCAAUUACGUCACUGAAACAGAUUUAGCUCUGGAUUUCCGUAUUACCAGUUGGUCCCUUUGAAGGCAUUUACAAUAGGAUAGGUGAGAAAUGAACAACAACACCACUAGUAGUCUUGUUUUUCUUUCCGUUAAUAAAGCAUCUAAUUAAGUACAAUAUAUAAAUAUAUAAAUAUAUGCUUCUAUUUGUGGGUACAUUAGUAAUGUUAUCUUUAGUUACUGUAAAUAUUAUUCAUGCUUAAACCUUUACUCCCACACGUCCUAUACUUAUAUCUAUUUGUAACUUUGCUUAGAUGAUUAAAUGACCUCUCCAAGUGCUUGCCACUUCUGCUGACACCAAACUGAAGCCUUUUGGAGUUUUAGAAUACUGGAUAAUAGUUUGCUCUGGGACAAUCUCUUUCAACGUACAUUAAUCCAGGAAAAAUAAUAUCCGUUAAGAUGCAACUGCUGUCCACUGAACGGUCAGUUACUGCCUCUUCCUUGGGCACCCCUCACAUGCAGGCCAGCAGUUACCCCUGAGGACGACACACGUGACAGGAGCUCACCAAGGAGAAAUUUUUGCAGGACCUGCCAUCUCCAAAAUUCUGGGAAUGUACCUGUGUCACAGGCCCAGACUCUCAGCGAGGUGAGGGGAUGAACGGGACGAGGUGGGAGCAGGCCCUGCAGUCUUCAGAGACCUGGCGCUCCCUUUGUCACGAAUUUGCAACCGCAGUGCCCAUCAGCCGUGGGGGCUGGGUGGUCUGCAAGGGGGUGUUAGCCGCCAGUCAGGCCUUCCUCACAGAGUGGCAGGUACUGGUGGGUUAAGAUGAUGAUAAAUCUUGUGUUUCCUGCUGUUCUGUGGCACAGGAGCCAAUUUCACUGAGAUAGUAGCUUUUUUUUUGUUUUUUAGUAUUUCAGCCUCUUAAGUCCCUUCCUCUUGUAUAUCAUGUUACCUUUUGAUCCUACAAGUUUAUUACAUGGAGACAUUAACUAUCACAGCAGUGUCCUUUCAGAAAAAGACUAACAUACAGUUUUGCUUCACUACAUUUUUUUGCAUAUCUACCCUGUAGUUUAACAUACCCUUGAAUGCUCUCAAAGACAUACAUUAACGGUGAUUAUGGUUAACUUCUUAUACUUUUGUUUGUCUUUGAGCAAGUACUGUUUAAAUUUACAGAGUUGGAUUCUGUUGGCUGCAAGUGGUUGAAUAUUCCAUUUCUAAGAGACACCUUAAGUAUUAUGUUGAGUUUUUCUACUUAGUCAUCUUGUCACUUUGCUUGCCUUCUUUCCUUUUAUGUUGAAGAGUAUCAUUUUUUCUUUCUACACCUGAACAGUUUCAACGUAGGGUCUAAGAAUUCAUUUUUUUCACUCAUGGAUCUUAGGUGUUUGGUGAGCUUUCUCUUUAAUAUAUAUAUAUUUAUAUAUUAACCCUCAUUUCAAAACGUAACAUCUCUAUAAAAGUCCUUUUUUAAAGGCUGCUAAACCUAACUUUCUGUGAGGAUGUUGAAACUACUUUUAUUAAAUAUUCAUCAUGGGUUACUAAAGGUGGAUAUUUGAAGGAGAACAUCUCAUCAGUCCUAGAUUCAGUGCAUGCCUGAUACAAAAAAUAAAGUUACAUUUUUUUUUUUCCCUUAACAUGAGUUAUUUGUAGAAAAAAAUUAUAUCUUAAAAAAGAAAGAGUCUUUUUAGGUACUCAAUUAUGUAUAAGCGUAUAGCUAAAAAACUACUUCAGCCAAAACGUAUUUCAAAGUCUCAUAGCUUAUUCAGAAUUAAUAGAAUAGGUCAGGAUUGCAGCCAUUCUACUGAAAGGUAUGAAGGAAAGGAUAUGAAAGAUAUGGAGAAAAACAACUUCCUCAUCUGCUGAGCCAUUUACAGUGAUCUUUAGUAUUUCAAACUUCAGUAAGCAAACUUUGGAACCUGAUGCUGUGCACUGAGUUUAGUAAAAUCCUUGUCAAAAGUUUUGCUCAAUAGCCCAGACAUUUGGACACAAUACCACAGCACAACACUGGUGCCAAGUGGGACAAACUUCCUCUCCGGAACAGGGCUGAAAGUAAUUGCCUUACGAGUCCAGAAACCACUGGCAGCACCGUAACAUUUUCCAGGCUCUUAGUGACGUGGGGAAUCCAGUGCCAGGUAGUGACUACAAGAGGGACGUGUCCCAGUUGUGGCCACUGUUAGUGGGGCCUCGGUAGAGCCGAGGGGGGUGAAUGCAGGAGGGCCUGGCUGCACUUCGCUCCAGUACCACUCUCGCCCUCACUUACAACCAUGUUGGGGCACGGGCUCCACAGGCAGGACAAGGCGCUCGGGGACAUCUGUAGCAAACGCAGACUUUGUGUUGCUGAAAGCAGUGAAAGAAAGAGAAUAAUUUGGCCUUCAAAAGUAUACAGUAAAAUGCUUCUGAAAAUAUAGGGGUUUCAUAUGUGAUAUAUUUAGACAAUGAGUCAGGUUUUCAUGUUUGCAGCUCUGCAUAGAAAGGCCCUCGGAUGUGCAAAUUUCUAAUGAAAUAAGUAAUGACAAGUGGUGUGUAGGACUGCCUGAACCAAUUUCAGCUGACUUGCACAACAGCACAGAUUUUUUACAUCAGCUCUAAAAGUUAAAAAUGCUUUGACACAUACUAGAUUUACAGUUACAGAAACUGGCAGCCACCAAAUAGAAGGUGAGUUCAGCUCUUCGUUUGUUAAUGUAGGUGUAGGGUAUCUUCCUUGUCAGAAGUCAGAAAGCAUAUUGCUACUAUACAGUAACAGUACAACAACAAGGAAUGUCAUCUUCUAUGGAGAAGACCUAGACACAUUUGGAAUCAAAAACCAUGCAAGGAGAAAUAUGGCCACCUUUAAGAAAACCAGCUUCACAAAAUGAAUCAAUAUAUCACAGAAUAUAAAGUUUUGGCUUUUACCUUAAACAUUAAAUAUUACAUUUAAACAUAUUCAAUAAAUACAGCCCUGUGUCCAGAAUUACCGGUUGUAUGCAGGAUAGGUGUAACAACAUGUUUGUGUUAUUACAGGAAGGCUGAAGAAGUGUCCAUUUGUGAUUGCCCAAUUUCACUUUACAAACUGAUCUGUUUAUUUUCAAUUUGCCAGUGCCUGUAUGCUUAAAAGCUGCACCUGUAGCACUUACCAUUUCAAGCCUCUCCUCCUGCCUUAAACGCUGCACUUAUUAUUGGUGAGGUGGUGGUGAAUCAUCCCUAAACAUUCUCAUGUGCCACCAAAUCACCGCCCGCAUACCUGCUGCAGUCCAGGGGACUGCAACACUCAGAGGUUGCUAAUCAAGCCCUAAGCCGAGCGGUGAGAGCGCUGGGUGGUGGUUGCUGAGGGCUGGGUGCCCGUGUGUGUCACCUGAGUACAGGAGGCAUCCGGCCGCGGUGUGCAAUAGAUCGCCGCCUGCACCUCGCCUGCAAUAGCAAGAUCUAUUCUGCCUGAAGAUUUCGCUCAUCGAAACUGGAUUUAAAGCCGCUGAAGUCUUCUUUCAGCCCAUUUUCUCGCCCUGCCUCCCUUCCUCCAUCAUACAUUAGAUUUUUACCUAAAGACCAACUUUUCAAAAGAAAUUUGUUUCCUCAUUGUGCCUCCCCCAUCGAAUAAAGUUAAAGCACAGUGUGUUAUAACUACUAAAGAUUUAGACUGAUCUUUCCUACGCAUCAGCUUCAUAGUAGGGUAAGCUUACCUAAAAGUAAGUAAGCUUACUUAAAACUAGCUUACCUAGUAAGCUAGGUUUAGUUUAGUUUAGUUUUAGACUAGCCUAAAUAAGUGCAGGCUUGGUCACAGAGUUUUCAGAGUCUGCAUUCUGAGUUGUCAGGGGGUUUUGAAAGAGCACAGCUCACCCGUAGUCCUCACUGUGAGCAGAACACAGCGGCGAUGCCACUGGAACAAGAAACAUGCUUACAUGCAUUGAACAUUGAAAGAGGAAAGUCAGCCCCCACCCCACGCCCCUUUGUAAGCGUGCCCAACAGACUCACAUUCCUCAGGUCAGCCUUAUCUAUGAUCAACCCAGUUUUAAUCUUGCAGACAGCAAGUUAUGAACUUCCAGAGCAAGAGCAGUGGUAUGGUUCUUACACAGGAACUGCUGAUGGGUCUCUGCCAGCAAAACCUAACCGCUCUGUGGCAGUUCCCAUGUCUGGACUCUAAAUACCUUUGAAUACUCUUAAAAAAUAAGCUGGAGUGAAAUCUUCAACAACUGAAUCCAGUGGCAAAUUUCUCAGCCACCGCAGGGGUCUGGAUUUUCCCUUUUCUAAGGAUGAGAAUGAGCAACACAUGCAGUUACUUGUACCUGUGUCAUGAGUUCAAGUAGUUGCUUUUUUUUCAUAGUUUAAAACCACUGAUUGACAGGAAUGGUAGUAACUGGAGAAGUUCUAUAGACUCUCAAUGCUUUGAGACUUUAAUGAAAUAGUUUUCUAGGAUGAGAGACUGUUGUAAGCACUUGGGGGAAAAAAAUUACUUUUGUCUCCCGUAAGAAUUUAUGGAAGAAGGGAACUGUCUGUAAGGUAGUGUGAACUUAUUCCUCAGUGUGAGACUUGGAUUCAGCGUGAGGUCUCAUGUUUCAUCGUAACAUUUUUCAUCUGAAUGGAAACAGACUGGGAAAUAAACUCUUAAUGUCAGAAAAAUUGUUAUCUAAGUAUCUGAAUAUAUACAAUGCCAGUUUGUUAUUUCAUUUAUUUAUUCUGUUUCAUCACUAAGCUUUUAAUCUAUAAAAUUAAUAUGUAAUAUACAAGAGUAAAAUGUACAGAAGUACCUUUAGAUGUAAUAAUUUAAACCAUCUGUUUUCAGAAAGCGGAGAUAACAAAUUUAAAGAUAUACAAACAAUUGCAAUUCGAUUUUAGCUGAAUUUCUCAAUAUCUAGAAAAAGAAGUGGCUUUUCUUAAUUAAACUUUAUUUUAAUGAUUGUGAAAAUAUCUUUUUUAGAGUUUGUUUUUGUUACUUUUUAAUUAAAAUUAUUGUGUAAAUAUUGUUUUCUAUGUUUGAUACCUUAGAAAGGCCAUUAAUUUGCAUUGACAGCAGCAGAUACUCAGCACGAUGAUUAAGAAGGUACUUUAAGAGACUGGGGUGGAUGUGGUCAGUAGUCAGAUUCAUCCUUCUAGAUUACCAAUCCUGUUAUUUCUGCAGUCUCACUGGCAUCAUAGGGAGAGUUUUCUGGGGCAAUUUAACCGGCUAAUUUUCAUAGAAUUGACUAUCAAGUGUCAUUCUGAAGCGCUCACCAUUUUCAUAACAUAUAAAUAAUAUGUAUUUCAAAGUUAGUGCUAGUUCUUCUGUUGUUAGGAUAAACAACACAAAACUCGGAAAUAAAAGGGUAUUCAAAAGAUUAUGCCCAAAUAUAGUAUAAAGAUAAGGAAAGGUAUGGUGUCUCUGUGCUCCUAGGUAGCAGUGGAAGUGACAAAACCUCAUAUUGGAUCAUAGAGCCUUUUUUAGGCAAAACUGCCAGUGAGGUCAGUGGUAGUUUCACCUGCAUAAAGUUCACUGUGAUCACGUCCAUUACCUGCUCAGCAGGAAUUUCUGGUAGACUAGAUUUCAGGGGAAAAUACCUGGAGUGUAAUAUUGGUUUCUGUACCAAUUUGCUCCAUGUAAAUCACUGGGCAAGAGUAACAUUUUGAACUAAACCCUUGUAGAUGCUGCUGGGUCUUCUAAGCUUUAUUACCAUUGUAAAUUAUGUACAAACAGCUAUUUCCAUAUGAAAUGUACCAUGAUAGGUUAGAGCAAAGAUAGCGAAUAACUGUACAAAAUUUGAUACUUAGAAAAUAAAAUACAGUGGUCUAAGCUUUAACAAUAUUUUAACAAUACUGUCAGAUUUGUAGUAGAAAAUGUUGUUGUAAAUGUAUCUUAUAAGAAAAUGAAUUUCCUUUUACCUCUGUAUAUUAAUAGCUUUGAUUUCUAUGUCAAAGCUCAAAAUGAAGCAUGUAAUAAAACUUUUGUUAAAAUCACUUUCAUAAUAAACGUAAAAUGGAAUGGAUACCUGGA